AUGACAAUCCUAGGUUUAAGAAAGAAGGGGAAAGUGGUUGAAACACAGGAAGACACACCUUCUACGUCUUCCUCUACGGCAGCUUCAGGAAUUGUAUUACGAAGCCCAUCCGAGGAAUCUCAAGUGGAAGCUGGAGAAGAGCUCAAAUGCGCCCAUGCCCCACCACAUGCACUCCAGUUCCGCCAAUGGUUUGAAGCUAUAGCCCGGGACAGCUAUCUCCGUGGUUCGCCCCAAACGGAGCACUUGAUCACUCUCAGCCGCCUGAACGUCCAUCGAGCCAUCGACCAAAAUAUAUGUGCGAUAGGGAUGACCAAUGACUGGACCAAAAGCGAUGAUUCUAUCUCCAUCUUUAAUCUAGUGCAACCUGGUUUCCUGGAGGAUAAUAUCCCACCGAGCUUACGCCCAACACUGAUUCAGCGGAGUGUGCCGCACCACCCCUGGCUGGACUUCUUUCCAUUCCCGCAAAUGCGAGAUAACCUUAUUGCUGCUGGCGAUAUGUUAGAUGAUGACGACCUUUGCCAUGAUUUGAUGGCUUUCUGGGACACUAGGAAUACUGGCGCCACACUACUCGUGUGGGGAGAACCGUCGGACCCGAGGAACUGGGAAGUGACUGAGGAAUUUGCGAGGAAAUGGGGCUGGCUGCUUCGGGGGUGUUCUGAGCUGUUGAUUUCUAGCAAUCUUUGGAGAUUGAAGAGAGGGGAGAGGCCUCUUCUUUGGAGGCAUGUCCUUCAGCCACAAUCGAGCGCAAGCCAAGGCUACAUGUGA
This is a messenger RNA of Aspergillus oryzae RIB40, 765 nucleotides long. Its product is annotated as DUF3425 domain-containing protein. The transcript has a single exon. The record is from RefSeq and is a predicted model, not a curated record. NCBI's taxonomy places the organism in Eukaryota, Fungi, Ascomycota, Eurotiomycetes, Eurotiales, Aspergillaceae. Bases 1 to 765 code for a protein of 254 amino acids.